Messenger RNA from Parastagonospora nodorum SN15, 720 nucleotides. RefSeq lists its product as hypothetical. The transcript has 3 exons. The coding region runs from base 1 to 720 and encodes 239 amino acids. Lineage: Eukaryota; Fungi; Ascomycota; Dothideomycetes; Pleosporales; Phaeosphaeriaceae. The record is from RefSeq and is a predicted model, not a curated record.
AUGGCGGUUAAACUCGAAGAGAAGUCGCACAAGGCGGAAGAGGCAGAGGUCGAGCACUGUGUCUCAAAUUUGAUUCACGCGUUCUACAAUGGACUGAACAUCUUCAAAAAGCUACGCGAACGAAGGCGCAAGCGCAAGGGCCGCAAAGAGAAUCAGCCCGCAGAUGCAGCCGCAAGCGAAGAGAAGCAGUUGUCUAAAUCCUUGAAACGAGGACCACAAGAGCUCGCCGAGACUUACGAUGCGUGCUACAAACAGACUGGGCAAAGCUUUGCAAAAGGUGACGGAGAAGAAGAAGCAAACAAGCUCACGCCAACGUGUUACUGGACCGACCAUAACACGCAUGCCAACCAAGUCAUCAAGGCAGCCUCAGCUUGUCGUAGUCCGGCCAAGGCCCUCCUCCUCGUCGCGGAAGAGCAAUUCGCGCAAACGGCACCGCAGCAAAAGACGUCGUCGCCAUCAGCACGAAGUGAGAAGUACUCGGCCGCACCACCGGUGUCUUUGCCGGUCAGGCGCCGCAUAGACAAGAUGACACCGUCGGCGUACACAUUUGCGUCUGAUAGUACAAAGCUGGGCGAGAUUCCACAACGUAGUUGGACGACACCAUGGGACUAUGAAGAGGCUGAUCGAUUGAACCAUGAGGCCCGCACGGCGGUGCCAAUUGUAGUAAUUGACGAGAAGGUGGGCAGGAAGAAGGGCAUCUUCAAGUGGAUGAGGAAUUGA